AUGGGCCUAGGAGGUGUAAAACCAACUGCUACACCACUAGAAUCUAGAAGCAAGUUGACCACUGUGGAAUAUGACAAGGCUGUUGGAGCUGAAAGAGAUGAAGCUUUGGAAGAAGUUUCAAAAUAUCAAAGGCUGAUAGGAAGACUGUUGUAUGUCACCAUAACUAGGCCAGACAUCAGCUUUUCAGUCCAAACACUAAGUCAAUUCAUGCAAGAGCCUAAGACAUCACACUGGGAAGCAACUAUUAGAGUAGUCAGAUACCUGAAAAAUGCACCAGUACAAGGCCUUAUUUUCAGAGAAAAACCUACACAAGAGAUAACUUAUUGGUGUGAUUCAGAUUGGGUAGCUUGCCCCAAUAUAAUAAGAUCUAUCACAGGCUAUGCUAUUAAGUUUGGAGAGUCACUUAUCUCUUGGAAGUCGAAGAAGCAGCAAACAAUAUCCAAGAGCUCAGCUGAAGCUGAAUAUAGAAGCAUGACAGCUGUUGUUGCAGAGAUUACUUGGCUGCUGGGCCUGUUCAGUGAGCUUGGAGUGGAAGUUCAUCAGCCAGUAGUUGUUUAG
Solanum dulcamara is the source of this 558-nucleotide messenger RNA. Its product is annotated as secreted RxLR effector protein 161-like. NCBI's taxonomy places the organism in Eukaryota, Viridiplantae, Streptophyta, Magnoliopsida, Solanales, Solanaceae. The transcript has a single exon. Bases 1 to 558 code for a protein of 185 amino acids. The record is from RefSeq and is a predicted model, not a curated record.